Porites lobata is the source of this 6430-nucleotide messenger RNA. NCBI's taxonomy places the organism in Eukaryota, Metazoa, Cnidaria, Anthozoa, Scleractinia, Poritidae. The record is from the annotation of a GenBank genome assembly.
CUUUGUUUAAUAACAUGGCGGCCGACGUCUUGUACCAGCGAUUCUGGCUUUGACCUCUGAAUACUGUAGUGUAGUAGGGAAUCAAAAGCAUUGACAGGAAAAAGCAGUUAUGUAGAUUUUGCAAGAAAGCAGGUAGGACAAAGCAUAAUUCGAUGUAUGAAGUUUCUACCACGUUUUAAAACAGUAAAUCGGUGACAAAGGGGCACCCAACGACAAUUUUCGGAAAAUAUCUGUUCGGAAGACGAUUUGAGAACUAGAAUUUUCGGAACAUUUGUUGUAACAUUGUUUGCUUGCAUGCCUCUGCUAGGAUUUUCGAACAUCUAAAAACUACUAUAAUUGCCCAUUUUUAACGGAUUUUUACCCUUAAAAGGUCGCCUAGAAUUUUCGGGAGCCUUUUUUCUGGCUGAAAUUUUCGAAAAGGUAAGUUUUGAUCCCUAUAAUUUUCCUGAAUUUUCGGAUCACUUAACUUUCAGCUAGGAAAUCCGAUAGCAAGUGCUGCAUUGUUGCGCGAACGCGGUCGCUAAGCUUGAAUAUUCACGUCGCGUAUUAUACCUGGUAGUUCGCGGUCAUAUCGAAGCGUAAAGGUCAACAGUGGUUGUUGAUGAGCGAGCAAUUAUUGUGCAGUUGCGAUGGGUUUUGUGGAGCCAGCGAGCAAGAAGCAGGAGCACACGUUACCUGCAGAUUAGCCGAUGGCAAUUUGGAGCGGAUUUGUCGAUUAUUCUCGAAUUUAUAGCGCUUCGUGUGAAGGCGCGUGGAGAUGGUCUGUUUGUUUUGUAGCCAGCCUUUAAUUCUUCUUUAGUAGAUAGUACCUACAAUUGCAAAACUCAACAAAAUGCCACUUAAGCCGGCCAGGAAAGACAAGGAUACGUUCAGUUGAAGGUAUCUUAGCUUUGUUUUGUUAUAUUUCGACUUUUGGACUAUUUUAGUUCAUGGGAGUUUCGACGACUCAUCGCAUUAAUUUGUCCAUGUGAAUAUUAUUAUAUUCAUUCAGUGACACAUACUACGUCUGGGCCGCCUGUGGUCAGUAUUCGUACUGGAAUGCACUGAUUUUUGGGGCAGCAAAAUUUCAAGUCGACGUUAAGGAGGGGAAGGGGGGGCGGGGUCUGACCUAAACGACCAGUAACUGGUUGACGUUAAGCGGGGGAAAAGUGAAUCUGUCGACGGCCCCUAACUUGCCGGCGAAUUAUUUAGCAACUAAAAAUUUUGCAACGUUUCUCAUAAUGGCGGUAUAGCUUCAGAGGCGACUGGUGAGUUUGGCAACUCGUGCGUUCAGUGCUUUCUAGCUUGUAAUCGUCUAACGACGGUUUCCAACCUUAAUACAUUGAAAACACUUUUCAGAGUAUCCAGUGUACUUUUAGGUCUCUAGAAAUGCAUUCUAAGCGGCGCUAUAAUCGCGCUCAUCCUAGGGGAACCUGACUCUUUUCGAAGUUACAAGGGCUUCGGUACCGUAUUAUUUUCUCGAAAAAUUUAGAUUUAAUUUAACCUAUUAGGAAGAAACGAAAUCCUCUUUCCAUCACACUUUUGAAUCCGAAAAUUUUCGUUUUUCUUUUCUCUACAAAAGCGAAAUAAAUUAAAAUAAUGAAAUAAAGUGGGGAGUGAAAAUAAUGUGAAAAAAAUUAAACUUCAGAAAACCGUAUGAGUGGAGCGGUCACCGAGAAACUUUAAGUUUUAGCCAUCCUCAAGUAACAGAAAAUUCUAGGCAAUCAGUUUACUUUUCAGAAUAGAUAUUUUAAAGAAAACAGUCAUUAGGUGCCCCUGUUUAAUCGCCGUUGUCUCAAAACGUAUUUGAUUAAAAGGUGUACAAGGGCGAUUUGGACAAUUUGAAAACAGCUGAAAAGUAACGUCUGAGAAUCUGAGCCGCCAAACGAUUUCAGACGUUACUUUUGUGGGUGGAGGAAAUACGUCUGUGUUAGCAAUCUAUUUAAUAAUCGCACUCGUCUGGGAUAGACCUGGACUAGUACUGCAGUCUCCGUGCAGUCUAUCGCUGGGUUUGCACAAAAUGUCACAGUAAACAUGCUGGUUGACGGAGGUUAACCCUUCUUUUCAUGAAAAUUCUUCCAACAAAAAACAUUACAACAGCAUGGCUGCCUCGCCUGUAGUUUCAAACCAAGCAUAUACCGUAAAUCCUCUAUUAAGACCCCGGAUUUUUUUAAAAGCACUUUUGAGGGGGGGUGCUUAAUAGAGAGGGGGGGGCUUUUUUAAUGAAGCGAAACCCAUCAGCGGCAGCAAAAAUACCAUAGUUAGAGACAGAGUAGACUUACGUGUAGUAAUAGUCUGAAUAAACCAUAACUUAUCAAGUUCACAUUAACUGUUUGCGAAGAAUAAGGAUGGAGGGAAGGGGGAAGGGAGGCUUAUUAACUUUCCUCCUCUGAAAAGGGGGGGGGAGGGGGGCUUAUUGGAGAGAGAGGCUUAUUUGACAAGGGGGGCUUAAUAGAGGAUUUAAAAAUGUUUAUAUCAUCUUUCAGAUUUCACGCUGACGUCACCAAUUGAAAUUAAUGUGCCAACGGCUAUUCUGAAUUUCAGAUAUAUCUUUGAGUCACUUACCGACCUUACUCCCUUUGAGAACUCGUCUCUAGGUAUGUGGAAGGGGUGCCAAUUGUCAAUAGAAGGUAAAUGAAAGGGGUACCUUUUCUCUCAGAAAUGGUAUGUAAAAAGGGCAAGGGGUUGGACCGUUAGGCGAUGCCUCCCCGUAUGAAAUUUUGUUAAGUAGCCCCCCCAGAGGGCGUGAUUUGUGCACUUUUUGGAAAUGAUCUGGUGAGUCUCGAGACCCUUGCGCUCUUCCGACCGUGCUUAAAAACUUUUUUCGCGCCGUUUCCACAACCCAACUGACUGCCUCUAGGUCGGUAGAGGAAUCCGAUAAUCGGGCUUCAAAGUCUCUCCAGGCUAUAGAAUUAUUAGAAUUAUUUCGAUUAAAUAAAUCAUGUAAACAUUUUUAAUCAACAUUUCCUCAUUCCAGAAAUUAUAUUAAGGCAAGAGCCAUAAUGGCUCUUGAUUAAAGGGAACUGGGACAAGUUUUUGGCGCAAGGAUAUCUGGGAUCAUUUGGGUAGACAAGCGUUUCUUAUGAUUGGUUGAUAGUUACCUUGGAAACCAUCGACCAAAUAGAUUUGCCCACCCAACCGUUCCCGGAACUCACUGCAUUAAAAGCUUGUUAGUUAUAUUUAAUUUUUGAAUUAUAGUUAAUUGAUAGGAAAUUAUAUUUUUUUUCAGGCUUCCACUUCGUGGCUUUUUCAUGUAUCCCGGAGUUUUUGAAUUACGUAAACUCAACGUUCGAUCAUUCAUCAUUUACUCAGUGCUAAUAUUCAAGUCUGAUAAAUUUUAGCUUUGGUCUUGACAAAAGUUAUUGGGCCUCAGUAGCCUACAGAAAAUGACUUCAACAAAAGUACAAAUGUACAUGCAAUGUUUUCUUGCACUUGUGAUAAUAGUAAUAAUCAUCAUCUGGGCUUUACUGCCUCUUAAAAUAGAGUUAAAAAAAAAGAAUACAUCUGCAUCGAUCUCGAAAUUAGACCCUGGGAACGGUGAAGUGUCGUCCUCAUCACCAUUAAACUCUACACGCGUGGGUAGGAAAUGGUCCGUGCUUUUGGUCUACACUGGUUUUUUCGGCGAGCAAGAGUGGUUUGGGAUCAAUGAAGAUUGCAAAUCACCACAACUAAACGGGAGCUGUUCAAAAGAUUUGUUUAAUGUAACUUACGAUAAAGGCCGGUUUCUUGAAAGCGAUUAUGUCUUGUUUCACGGCAGAGACAUGCCGAGUACGAGUCACAUGAGAAUGAUCUGGAAGAAAAAACCUUCUUCACAAUUUUGGAUAUAUCACAUUAUGGAAAGUCCAAAAGCUACUCCUGAUACGAGGCCCUUGGAUGGUAUGUUUGACAUAACCAUGACCUACAGAGUUGAUUCCGAUAUCCGGAGAUCGUACGGUUGGUACGAAGAGAUUCCUUUAAAAGACCAGAAAAACGUUUUACAGGAAGAUUUUUCGGUUGGAAAAACCAAGCUUGUUUCCUGGAUGGUUAGCAACUGCAACGCUCAGUUGAGGAAACUAUUUGUUCAUGAAUUACAGAAAUAUAUUGCAGUUGAUGUAUUUGGGAUGUGUUCGAGAGAAUUUGGCCAACCAAAGUCUUGCCCGAAAGAGUCAUGUAAAGACAUUAUCAAAAAGUACAAGUUCUACCUCAGUUUUGAAAAUGUACUGUGUAAAGACUACAUUACUGAGAAGUACUGGUUACAUUUGGGUAAGUAAAAAGUCAGCUAUUCUUCUUUUCUUUUCAACUGAAAAAACUUAAUCACAACUUUUAGGGACUCUUACAAAACUUGUUAUGCAAACAUGGGAGGGGCUGGUUGGGGUAGUCUAUAAGAUACUACGUGCGAAAGGACGCAGCAACUCCCAACAAACAGUGCUGGGAGUUGUUGCGUCCGUGUUGAUAGUGGUUUGCAAAUGGAUGAAACAACUCUCAACAAACAAUGUUGGGAGUUGUUGCGUCCUUGUUGAUAGUGGUGUACAAACGGAUGCAACGACUCCCAACAAUGUUGGCCCAUCACAGGUGUUGGUCCGUCACGCGAAGUUAUUGCUUUGCUGUCUCCAAGGAGACCAUGUGUAAUGCGCGUUCUUUGUGACCCCAACAAUGUUGGGAGAGCUGUGCAACAUUAUAGUGCUACGGUUUGGCGAUCACGGAACUAAAGAAAUAUUGGGAGUUCUUGGCUCAAAAGUUUUACUGGUUUCAAACUUCUGGCAACAACUCCCAACAACACGCAGCAACAUACAGCAACAUGCAACAGGUUUUGUGGUUUUCAGUGGGUCAAAGAGUUAAGCUUCGGCUAAACAAUUAAUCAUUUUCGUCUAACAUUGUGUUGAUACGCCUUUUUACGGUCUGAUUUUGUCUUACUGCAACACAGGUGGCCCAAGCGUAAUAUGAGAGUUUGUAUGGGAAAAAUAGAGUUUGAAACUUAGAUGAAAUAAAUGAAGUAAAAGCGAUAAAAGUUCUCAAUUAAGUGUAAAUAUUGUUACCUGGAGUCGUUGUCUUUGCUUUUACGAAGUUUCAGUGCGAUUUGAGUACUUUUACAGCAUCUGACCUGACAGUGUAAUAAUAAGAGACAAGGUAGGACAGAAUCGCUCGAUCGAUCUUCAAAGCAGCUCAGAAUCAGCUCCAAAUUUCACGCGAAAAAACAAACACACUUACAUUUUACGCCGCCAAAUCCACAAAGUGGUACGUUAAGAUCACUUUCCUGCAAUGCGUUCCGGUAAACCUUGCGUUUGGAUCGCAUAACUUGAUCGAAAAGAUCAACUACAGUUCAAAAAUCGGCGCCAUUUAUCCGUGACUAGUAAAAGUGUAACAUUUCAACCGUUUUGUCGCUCGGCGGUGACUGGGCGCUAACGUCAAAUAAUAACUCACCGGGAGAGGGUGACAUUACUUCGUUAAGACAAAUCUCCACUCACCCACCUCAGAGCAAGGUCGGCUUCUUUGUUUUUACUCGGCCAAUGAACGAAGCAACAAAACAAAAAAAAAGAGAAGCCAACCUUGCUCGGAGGUUGGCUCGGAGGUGGGUGCGUAGAGAUUUGUCUUAACGAAGUAAUGUCACCCUCUCCCGGUGAGUUAUUAUUUGACGUUAGCGCCCAGUCACCGCCGAGCGACAAAACGGUUGAAAUGUUACACUUUUACUAGUCACGGAUAAAUGGCGCCGAUUUUUGAACUGUAGUUGAUCUUUUCGAUCAAGUUAUGCGAUCCAAACGCAAGGUUUACCGGAACGCAUUGCAGGAAAGUGAUCUUAACGUACCACUUUGUGGAUUUGGCGGCGUAAAAUGUAAGUGUGUUUGUUUUUUCGCGUGAAAUUUGGAGCUGAUUCUGAGCUGCUUUGAAGAUCGAUCGAGCGAUUCUGUCCUACCUUGUCUCUUAUUAUUACACUGUCAGGUCAGAUGCUGUAAAAGUACUCAAAUCGCGCUGAAACUUCGUAAAAGCAAAGACAACGACUCUAGGUAACAAUAUUUACACUUUAUUGAGAACUUUUAUCGCUUUUACUUCAUUUAUUUCAUCUAAGUUUCAAACUCUAUUUUUCCCAUACAAACUCUCAUAUUACGCUUGGGCCACCUGUGACUGCAACACAGGUGACGAGAAUAUUGUACCAGUUGUGAUGGGAGGAGCAGACUACAGCAAACUUGCUAUUCCAGGUUCUUAUAUCAAUGUACUGGAUUUCAACACUGUGAAAGACCUUGCAGAUUACCUUCAUUAUCUCGACCAGAACAUUACGGCUUACAACGAGUACUUUAAGUGGAGGAAAAGAUACCGUAUGGGCGGGGAAUGGUCUGUCCUCUGCCAAUUUUGCGAAAAAGGUAGUUCGUUAACUGGGCUCCAAUUAAAACACAACCAAGAUCUCACUGACUUCUGGGUUAGACAAGGGAAGUGUGAUGAAAAGGACCAACUCGUGCGCAAGAUGUGGACUGCGUAG